UGUGGGUAACAGGAAGUUUAGACUGUCUGCGUUGACAGUGAAAAUAUUUAGGAAAAUUAUGAAUGUUGUGGAUUAUUCUCCCUGUGUAGGGGCAUGUACAUCAAAAUACAGAUAGAACUAUUCAUGAUUUAAAGUUUGUCAACACUUUGACGUGCUGACAUAUGCUUACACGCAGGACAAUCGUUGAAAUGUCACAUUGGAACAACUGGUGGUGAACCAGAAAACGUAAACAACGGACGGACUAUGAAUAUGGCUGCUGGAAAGUUAAAUAGUCAAGAUAAGAAGGACUUGGAGAAAUUCACAAAGUUUUUCAUUUUCAAGAGCCUUCAAAUCAUCGUUCAAUCAAGACUCGGCGAAAAGAUCAGGACCAAGUCAAAACCAUUUUCAUCAGGCGCAGACUGGUUCAAUCUUGCCAUACGGGACAUCCCAGAAGUACACUCUGAAGCAAAGAAGGUAUUGUCUGGCCAGCAGUCUAUGCUGGGUCAGGAUGUGUGUGUGGAGAUAUCCCUGCGAACGGCAGAGGGCGACACCAUGGUCUUAGAGACGUGGUACAUCUCCCUCAACAAGGAACAGUGUGAACCGGGUGUCAAGGUCUCCUACACCGUCUACAACAGGAUGGGCAUAGCUUUAAAAUCGUUAUUCUCAGUUUCUCGUGUUCCUCCUGCCUACAGGUUAGCGAGGAGACAGAGUGCCAAUGGAGGAGGAGAUUAUGUCAUAUGCUACAGAAUCUAUCUCGGAGAUCCACAGUUCUUUCAGUUGGGUGAUGGGUACCAGUCUACUAAGGUUGGAGCAAUUCCUACGCCGGUAGGGACAAUCUUGCUGAAUUUGGCUUACCGGACGAAGCUGCUCAUUUCUCCACACAAAACUACCAAGGAUUUACCUUUUGAAGUUAAGGACGAUCAUUUCAAGAGAGAUGCCAGCCCAAAACUACCGACAACACCUAAACCCUGCAGUUUAGGUUUUAGAAGGAACAGCACCUCUGAUGAGCUCCUGAACGUGGGCCUGGACAGACAAGACCUGUGUUCCACCAUGUUCUCUACCAGCCCCUCAUCCGACCUCAACAUCAAUGAGUGCGGAAUGGCUCUCAACACUCAGCCACUUUGUAUCAUCAAUGAAAAGUCAACAGAAGACAAGGAUGACCAUCGACCCAGGAGCGUUCCAGAGAAGGGUUCAAACAGCUUCACAGAGCUGCAGAGGGUGGGGGCGUUUGCGACACACCGCAGCAUGAAGGACUUGAAAACUGACAUGGAAGAGAUCCCCUUCUUCAGCCUCCUGGCUCCGACCAAACCUGCAGAAUUACCACCACCGCCCCCACCACCUAUAGAGAAACUCAAAUCCUCUAUCACAUCAGGAGAGACAGACAACAUGGAAACCACAACCAACUCGGCUGGAAGUGAUAUUAACAAGAGCAAUAGCAGCGAUGCUUCAGCACCAGAUGAUUUUGUGAUGGUGGAAUUGAAAACACCAUUUGCAGGAGCAGACGCCAACACUGACCUUGGCAAGUUCUACCGAGAGUGUCAGGGUGCACCGAACUUGAAGAUGUUCGAUGAGGAGGAGAGUGGAUUUAACGAGACAUUGGAAGUGGUCACAAACCAGCUGGCUCUGUUCGAGUCUGACAUGAAGGGUUUUGAUGAAUUUGUUGAUUCAUUAAAGGACCAGGAUUCUAGCGGGUAGACAUACCUGAGCACAAGCUGCUAUACUGACCAAACGACUCAUGCUAUGAAACACUGAUAGUCUUAGACAAUAUGCCUCCUGUCUUGCAUGGUGUAAACCACACUUUUCUCACAUAUUUUUGCACUCAGAAAGGGUUUUAUGUCAGAAUAAACAGAAAUAGUGUGCAUCUUUGACUGAUUGCCUGAUUUCUUUGAAAAGAAAUCUAAAUACAAAUCAGUAAAAACUUUUUAGGAUAUCUUUGGUUUUGGUCUACAGAAUUUAAAAAAAAAAAAUUCUUUCAUGUGGUGCAACUCUGAAAAUCCAGUAUCGUUUACAAUAAAAUUAGAUAAAACAUCCCAGGUUGACAAUUCAGAGCGAUAUGUCCUCAUAGAGCUGUCCCCUACAGUGAUGGUCCAGAAGACGUGUUUUCCCAACCGUCAGGGUCUCAGUGUGUGUGGAGUAUGUUGCGUGAUGAAACUUAGUGCUAGGAGCAGCCGAGGAGGGACUGCGUACAUACAAUGUAUACUUAUCAUACUCAUAGAAAGGCAUUUUCUAUUUUUUGCAUUUUACCAUGACUGUAGCUAGGUGUUAAGCUUGGAGUAGAAAAGUUACUUUAAUGACCAUAUCUAAUUACAUACGAUACUGGAUGAUCAAAAUUUACAGUGAAACGUUGUGGAGAGGAUGGACUCCACUACGAAUGAGAGCAACGUUUCAUUGCGAAACAUCAUUAUUCAUUCUAAAAAUAACCCUGUUGGGAUGCCCAGUUCAAACUGCUCCCCAGCGAUCUACACUGGUCCUGAGAGGUGACUUAAUGAAUUGGAUGAUCAGACUCGGAGAUUUGGUUGAUUGCAUGUCAUCGUACCCCGACUGUGUGGAUUGUUGCUGACAAUAUCAAUCACUGGAUUGUCAGGCCCAGACUUGUUUAUUUACAAGCCACUGUCAUAUAGCUGGAAAAUUGCUAAUGGGGCAUUAAACAACAAACAAUAAUUCUGAAAAUAUACCUCACUGAAAACAGUUCUCCUCAAUGAUAAACUGAAAUUUUGUUUCCGUUAUAAAAACUACUUUCUUAUAAAAUUGUCAGGCUAACUGUGACAUAGUCUUUGAUAUUCCUUCAUGGAAUGUGGAUUGGUUUUCACAUCUCAAAAUGGAGGUGUAAAUUGUUUGACCUAUGUCUGAAUGUUGUCAAAUGUGAUACAGCUUUGAACUGCAGCUAAAUACAAUAUUGCUGCGUACUACUUGCCAAUAAUGCAAUGUGUGUAAAGUGUCUAUAAGUGUAAAUAUCAACACCUCCAUAUAAUGGAAUGUAUUUGUGUCGUGUAUGUUAUGUUGCUGUUACAAAUGUGUAUUUUUAAACGUAGCCUAUCUCACACUAUGCAUUUCUUCUUUUAUCUUCGAUCCUAUAUGGAAACAUGGUUGAACAGAGUUACCAGCCUCUAGAAAACAAUCCACCCAAACACAUCCCAGCAUCACUAUGGUCACCUCCCAAACAAAUGGGUCACGAAUAUAAUCCCGAGCAUAUCGACCUACACAAUGUGAUCACAUGCCUCGUUUGUCGGUCACUUCAUUCUCUUUCUCCAUGCAACACUGUCGUGACGUGUUGGAUUAGAGAAUACAUUUUGUUUCUCAACGUUUUCCAUAUACUUGGCACAGCAAUUUUGAUGUCACGAUAAGCAGAAUGGGAAAGAAGAAGAAAAAACGUCAACAGAUAAUCUGCGAAAUGUGAAGUGUGAGAUAGGAUAAGUAUAUAAAUAUACAAUGUAUUGGAUAUUUUCCAAUUCUGACUCAGAAGUAAAAAGAGAUUGGUUUAUGUGAAUGAGAAUGACUAUUCAAGAUGUCAAUCAACUGAUAAACAUGUCUAACAUUAUACAUGUACAUCUUCCUAAAUGUAUAUGACUAUGACAUUAACAUGACAGGUGGUUUUUUUUAGCUUCUCGCACACCUGCAAAAGUUUUGAAAUUAUUUGCAGACAAUAAAACAAUUAUCCAUACUUAGUAGCAUACUCAAGAAGAAAUAUGAACCCCACAAACAUUUCAGAAGUCAUUGUAAGGGAGAACAUUGUUUUCUGUUUUACAGUUAUUAAACAUACUUAGUUAUUCAGAUGUGAUAUAUAUCUAUAGAUAAGUAUGCUAUUUUCCAGUGUCUCAGUGCCGACAUAAUCAGGAAGUAUAGCAUAUAUGAAAGAAACUGUUCACAAAUAGCCAAAGACUGAAACCUUAUGUAUGCUUCCCUUUGUCUUGUUCAUAUUGUAAGUAUUUAAUUACUGAUCAGAACAGCUGACAUUCCAAAUCCAUCAUUUCCAAAAUACUUGUAUCUUGUGAGAAUAGAAAGUUUUAAACAGGAAAUUAAGUCUUUUAGCACAAUUUUUCUCCGUGUCUCCAAGUAAUACUAAUUAAUACUGCAGUAAGAUCUUGCUAGCGUCAACCUCAUUAACACAGUUUAUCCCUUAAUAAGAGCAGGAGCCCAGUUAUAGUAGGGUUUCCAGAAUGAAAUGCAAAGUGUGGUCCCCAAAUGCAGGGGAUGAUAUGAUACCAUAUUUGCUGUAAGGCACUUUGCUGGAAUAAGCACCCUCUGACAAACAUCUACACCAAUCUGUAAGGAAUUUAUAUAAACCUCCCCUGCUAAGGUCGACAGUGUACAUGACAGUAUAUAGUUUCUUGCGUAUACAGCGAUGUAGAAGGGAUAUAUAUAUUUGCCUAGUAACUAUUAUCGAAAAACAAUGUUAGUUUCACCAAUGCUGGAAACCCGAGAUUGUUUACUACUGCUCAGACACUGACAACAAAUUUCGCACGUUUAUGGUUUUAAUUAGUGUCCCCCCGUUGUCUGUUUCCUAAAGGCUCAUGGCACUUAUUUGCAGCAAAUACAUAGUAUAAUCCAGUUAUAAAAUUUGUGGAAUAUCAAACCAAAAUUGGAGACUCUUAAAAAUAUUUGUGAAGACCUGCUUCUCAUUAAGUCAAGAUUGACAGUUCCUGGUAAAGUCUUGAGACAGUUCCGGGUAAAGUAUUGAGACAGUUCUGGGUAAAGUAUUGAGACAGUUCCUGUUAAGGUCUAGAGACAGUUCCGGGUAAAGUAUUGAGACAGUUCCUGUUAAGGUCUAGAGACAGUUCCUGAUAGUCUUAAGGCAGAUCCUGGUAAAGUAUUGAGGUUCUGCAAUGGGAUAAAAACUGAAACAAACUUUGACCUGACUUGUAUUUUGUGAAUUGUCAGCACCCCUGAAUGAGUUUACCAUGAUGUGAAGUGUAUGAGCUUGGCUUCAAGUAUCAUACUACCGGUAACUGUUGUGGUGUUAUUAACUGGCAAAUGGCAACAAUUAUCUCCAACUUGCUCAGCAUUACUCCUGGCCAUUCACUGUGUGUGUCGAACCUAUGUACAGAUUUAGUAGGAAGGAGACACAUUGUAUAUUUUUGAACUUCCACAGUUUGAAACUACAUUGCAAUAAUAUAUCAUGCAAGUGUUGACUCUUUAAUGCUUUAAAAAACUAUUCAAAGAGUUAAUAUUGGUUGUAUUCCCAUGAUUGUGUAGUAUGGUAUUUAUUGUGUACAUGUUACAUUUUUUAUUGUGUCAUCUAGUUGGAUUCAUUUGUAAAUAUUCAGUGUGUUUAAUGAAUGUUUAAAUGUUCAGUUGCCAGUACCCCUGAUUUCAGACAAGAACUAUGUGAAUGUCACUUUUUGAAAACUUAAGACAACCCAUAUAGCUAGUCUUUUGGAGUUUAACGACCGUUACAGAUUAGAUCUGUUUUGCAGUUUAUAUGUCAUAUGCAUGUUCAUGCAUUUCAGAGGCAAGAUCAAAAGUGCACCAGUUUCUACUUUUUAAACUAUAAAUUGUGAUAUAGAUAAUUUGACUACAAAAUUCAUUUCUGGUGUCCCUCUGCCGUGACAUUGCUGAAAUAUUGCUAACAGCGGUGUUAAACCUAACUCACUGAGUUGUUAAAGAUAUAAACAAUGCAUAUUUCUUCACUUGGUAAACCCACCAACCCUAUAACAUUACACUGCUCUUGGCCAACUCCACACAGGGCUGUUCUGCUCCCUACCAUCAUAAUGACACAUGUUCCUUGUGUUUCCAUCUCUCUCUGAUUUGAGGGAGCUUCACAAACUGAUUCUUUUUAUCAUCUAUGCCUACAAAUGUAUUCUGGUCGCUAGCAGUUUGAUGGAACCAUUUCAUUAAUGCCCACUAGAUUUAUUUUCUAAUGUAAUAUAUAAUGUUUGGCAUUUUUCUUAAUAAAUAGUACAUAGAAUAGAAAUAGGAAAGUUUUGAGCUUGCGCCUGAAAGAUCUAUCAUUAUGAUAUUGAUGAAAAUACUUAUAUUUGACAAAAUUCCUUUUGGUGAUUUCUUAGAAGUGUCAUCAUAAGACACGUUCAACUUCAAGGGAGAUAAUUCUCACAAGGCUCUUGAAACCUAAUGCACUGGUGUGCAUGGUAUUCUGUCUGAAGUUUGUGUAACAUCAGUUUUUUUAAGGUUGAUUUCAUUUUCUAAUAUUUUGCGACAUAACAAUCUAAUGUUAAUCUCAUACAUCUGUCAUUGAUACAUAUCUGUAUUUAUUUUCUUUGUAAUUAGUGAAUCAACUUCUACAUUUUGAAUAUGAACUUGUCAUGGUACCCACUUCUUCCGACCUAGGGUUGCUUGAUACAAUGAAAUCCACAUAUUUAUUGCCAUUCAGAAAUAUUUUGGUCUUAUGCACAGCCCUCCUCUGGAGAACGUCCCCGCAAGAGUAUUAUGUUUCUGUUUAAAGACCAACCCUAAAACACUGACUCUGAAGUAGCACACCAUCUCAUACUGAACACAACAGACCACCGUAACAUUUAAAAAGGCAUUAUUUGAGAAGAACUUGUUUGUUUUUUUCAGUAAGAAAUGUAAUCAAGAAAACAGAACUGAUUUAACAUGGGGAUUCCAGGUAAGAAUACAGGUCCCCAACAACCUAUGCUUGUCAUAAGAGACGACUAUAUGGAUCUGGUGGUCGGGCUUGCGGACUUGGUUGAUUGCAUAUUGUAUUCUAAUUGUGCGGAUCUAUACUCAUGAUGUCAAUCAAUGGAUUGUCUUGUCUUGACUCGAUUAUUUAAAGACUUCAGUCAUAUACCAGGAAUAAUGCUGAGUGCUGCGUUUAACAACAAACAUACAAACCAAAACACAUUUAAUGAGCAUAUCAAAGGCGAGGACAUGGUCGACCAUGGCUGACCAAUGUUCUAUACAGAUAUAAAUCCAUGAAUGAUGUGUGCCAGGAUCCUAUCACUGGUUCAUAUGGAGAAACAUUAAAUGAUUAUGGGACUUAAUUCUUCAACUCAAUGUGGAUUCCAUAUAAGAUGGGGGUCGGGUAGCUUAGUGGUUAAAGCGUUAGCUUGUCACGCCAAAGACCCGGGUUUGAUUCCUGACUUGGGUACAAUGUGUGAAGCCCAUUUCUGGUGUCCCCCCACCGUGUUAUUGCUGGAAUAUUGCUAAAAGUGGUGUAAAACCAUACUCACUCACUCACUCCAUAUAAGAUAUAUAUUCAUAUGUAGAAGUUGAUUCCUACAUGUAACACAUCAGCCUGAUCUGUGUUUUGUAAAUAUAUGUGCUUCAACAGAUUGAUCGUCCAUGUGCUGAGGGUGUUGAGAUGAAUGUUAGCAUGUUUGAAUGAGUGAGACCGGAGAGCAGUUCAAUAUUCUAGUGUAAAGAAUUAUUUGAAAUUCUGUUUUGUUAAAAAUUUGAAAGUAACACUUCAAAGGGCAGAUAUGUUUGUUAUAUCUGGCAUAACAUUGUUGUGAAGAACAGACUUUCAAGUCUGCUAUUGGCAUUUUCUUGUUCAGCAAUGAAUGGGUACCGAUGGGAUGUGAUGGUAAAUUGUGACUGUCAAACUUAUUGCAUCUCACACGAAGCUUGGGUUGUCUACUCCCCAGGAGCUGAGAUUAAAAUUUGAGUGCCCUCUGAUAAAUUGAUGAUUUUGUGCUUUGAGCAUACAUGAGGAUGCAGUUUUGCACUAUAUAAGCAGCUUUGAUAAGUUGAAGAAACUGCGAUUAUUUUGUUGAGCAACUUUAUUAAUGAGUUUCAUUUUAAGUUUUGCACUAGUCAGAAAUUUUGUAGAAUUUUGUGAUCUCUAAUAUGUUAAUAUGGUUAUCGAAAAGUUGUAAAUAUAUCAAAUAGGUUUUAUGUCAGAAUCUGCUGUUUGUUUGAUUUACAUUUUAUCAUAUUUUGUUAUGUUUUCAUUAGUUACUACUGAGAUUUAUCAAAUGUGUUGUACAUAUCUGUGAAAAGAAUUGUGUUAAUCUUUCUGUUUGCUACUUAAAAGAUGCCAUUGAUAUGAUUGUUUCUUUCAACAUAGUUGUUAAAAGGUAUGAUAUUGCUGUUCUGUUUCAGUUAUAGGGGUUGAUGAUUUUGUUAAAACAAACCUUUUUUCCCUUGUAUCUGUUUUUGGUUCCAGCUGUUCAGAAGCUGUUGAUCGAUUGUAUGAAAGCCUUUUAGGAUACUAUGUUGCAAUUUCAAGAUAAUAAGUUGAAAUUUUAAUGUAUGUAUCUUGAAAUUUCAGCUUGGUAUAUUGAAAUACUAAGUUGAAAUUUCAAGAAGCAAUGUUGAAAUUUCAAGGUACUAAGUUAAAAUUUUACUAAGUUGAAAUGUCAAGACACAUACUUAGUUGAUAUUUCAAGAUAAAAAAAUUAGCUUGUAAUUUCGCCUUAGUUUCUUGAAAUUUCAAGAAAGAAAAUAAAAAACAAAUGGCCCUAAAAGGCUUUUAUGCAAUUGUGACUGCUGGUAAAAGUUCACAGACGGAGCCAAUUUGUCGCAGGCAGCAAUUGGAUGUCACUAAACAUAGCAUUCAUUUGGUCUCGGUAUUGAAUGAAAACAAAUAUCUGACAGUAUGCAGUUUGUGAACUAAAAUCAAAAUCGAGGUGUUGACAUAUCUACUUUUUGUUUACAUUCAUAAUGAAGGAUGCUUUGUAUGCACACCAUCAAACUGAUACGGUACAUAUUUUUACCUCUUCUUUUGGCACCCCUAUUGGAUAAAAGCACUGUGCUUGCUGUGCAAACCAACAAUGGAACCAGUUUGUCAGAAUCAUUUUGUAACUGCAAUGGCCUCUAAUUGUGGAGCAGGUACACCUAUCACUGACAGUGAGAACUUGCAUCCACGUUGUGGACCAUGGAACGAGGUACAUGCGCAAGGUCAGCUAAGAUUUGGACUUGGCUAAAGAUACUACAGGGAUGAUCACCUACAAAGAUGACACUCGUGUGUUAUAUGCACCCUUAAUUAUGGGCAAUUAAAUUCUGGAAAAAUAUAUCUCUCGUACAUAAACAUUUCAGGCUGUCAGCAUAAAUCACGAAAUUUAUCUUUUUUUUGACAAAAUAAUAUUCUAAAGAGAGCCCCCUAUUUCUAAUUUUGAGAGUGCCCUGGGCGCUUAUUACGUCAAAUACGGUAAAUGAAACAAAUUAAUUAUAUUUUGCUGACACUAAUUUUUACCAUGUUUUGAUAAAUAAGAGGAUACAUUUUUACAUCAUCGCACCACAUCACACUGACAACCUGGUUGAACGAAAUUGUUCUACAUCUUCCAAGGUUAUUUCUCAACACUGAACCAAGGCAUCAUUCAGUAACAACUAUUCCUUUCAUUUAUGUUUGUAUUGUGGGUUGAAUAAUAAUGGGUUGGAUAUUAAUUUGUGUCUGCCAAACUUUUGUAUUCUGUACAGCAACUGAUUGUAUAUACGGGGAGUAUGACAUAUUGUGUGCUUGAAGCUGUCAUUGUGAUGCACUGGGUGUUGCAUUAUCCGAAUAAAAUAACUUCAAUCUU
This is a messenger RNA of Haliotis rufescens (red abalone), 9395 nucleotides long. Its product is annotated as autophagy-related protein 13-like. The coding region runs from base 244 to 1674 and encodes 476 amino acids. Gene Ontology annotation, biological process: piecemeal microautophagy of the nucleus; protein localization to phagophore assembly site; mitophagy. Gene Ontology annotation, cellular component: extrinsic component of membrane; cytosol; Atg1/ULK1 kinase complex. The record is from RefSeq and is a predicted model, not a curated record. The transcript is spliced from 5 exons. NCBI's taxonomy places the organism in Eukaryota, Metazoa, Mollusca, Gastropoda, Lepetellida, Haliotidae.